CAUUUAAUACUAACCAAGAUGGCGGACUCCACCAAGGAAAGCAUGGAAAAUUCAGAAGAAGUAUCCACUGAUUUUAGGAUCAAAAACAAGUUCCGACGAAGGGAACAUUUCAAGAAGUUGAAAAGGGAGAAAACGAAGAUGAAAUUGAAAGAAAGGCAAAAAAAGAAGAGAGAGGCAAAAAAAUCAGGAAAAGAGGUAGAAAAACAAAUUCCUAAAACAAUUGAAAACAUGAGAGUACCCGAUGAAACCAUGGUUAAUUUGGAAGAUGAAGAAGUUAUUGCUGAUGAAACAACAGACGAACUAGCCUCUUAUUUUAAUAGAGAAUCAGCGCCUAAAGUUUUGAUAACAACUUCUGAUAGACCUAGGAUGAGGAGCUACCUGUUUUGUCAACGUUUAAAAGACAUUAUUCCCAAUUCUUUCUACUAUUAUAGAAGAGGAUUAGAUUUAAAGAAAGUAAUAAAGCAAAUGAAAGCUAAAGACUUCACAGACCUAAUUGUCGUAAAUGAUGACAGGAAAAUACCAAAUGGACUGGUUUUAAGUCACCUACCUGACGGCCCGACAGCUCAUUUCCGUUUGUCUAACGUUAUUUUGCCCAAAGAAAUAAAGAGAGUUGGAAAAACAACCUAUCAUCAGCCGGAAGUUAUACUUAAUAACUUUAAUACCCGCCUUGGUCAUACAAUAGGAAGAAUGUUGGCCGCAAUCUUUCCUCAUGACCCGCAAUUUCAUGGGAGAAGAGUUGCGACAUUUCACAAUCAGCGGGAUUAUAUAUUUUUUCGUCACCAUCGUUAUCAAUUUCGCAACCAGAAAAAAGUUGGCCUUCACGAAUUGGGACCUCGAUUUACCCUCAAGUUACGGUCUUUACAAAAAGGAACAUUCGAUUCCAAAUAUGGAGAAUACGAAUGGGUUCAUAAGAGACACGAAAUGGAUACCAGUAGAAGAAAGUUUCAUCUUUAA
Messenger RNA from Dimorphilus gyrociliatus, 954 nucleotides. The record is from the annotation of a GenBank genome assembly. Lineage: Eukaryota; Metazoa; Annelida; Polychaeta; Dinophilidae.